AUGAUCUUUAUCAAUGAAAUAAUCACAAUUCGACGUAAAUAUUAUGAGGAUUUUCGAGCAACGAAAUAUUAUGUUUAUGAAUUGUUCGACUCGCACGCGCUUUACCCCAUGAUAAUCGGAAGUGAAGAUGAAGAUACACCUUGA
Funneliformis geosporum is the source of this 144-nucleotide messenger RNA. The record is from the annotation of a GenBank genome assembly. NCBI's taxonomy places the organism in Eukaryota, Fungi, Glomeromycota, Glomeromycetes, Glomerales, Glomeraceae.